Haliotis rufescens (red abalone) is the source of this 1471-nucleotide messenger RNA. RefSeq names its product plasminogen-like. The transcript has 3 exons. The record is from RefSeq and is a predicted model, not a curated record. Gene Ontology annotation, molecular function: endopeptidase activity; signaling receptor binding. Bases 713 to 1363 code for a protein of 216 amino acids. Lineage: Eukaryota; Metazoa; Mollusca; Gastropoda; Lepetellida; Haliotidae.
UAUGGUUCUGAAUGGUAACAGGUUGUGAAGGUUCACGAAAUAUUCCAUUCUGCAUAUGCUUGUUGAACACUUACCACUCUCCCUUACCAACAGCACUGUUUGCCGCAGGUGCACUUGCUAAGGGUUCUGGCUUGUGGUAUGUCAUUGAAACGAAAUGGGUAGUUGGAAGAUGUUGUCAUCAUGGAAAGUAAUACCUUUAUGUCAGGGCGUAUAGAGAAAACAAUCAAUCGUUGGAAGCUGAGUAACUGUUGCAUGAAGUCAGAAAUCAAUCAAGCCUUGUGUCAUUUCACGGACCUGUUAUAUUGUGGCGUGAACUGAUAGUCACGUUCGUUGUCUUUCUGCUAUUGAUGCCGUCUAGUUUACCAAUGUUCUCCACAAGGAAUUAAACUGUAUAUAUUUUACCGUUUUGUUAAAAGCCAGUCUUGGAUGCGUGCAACUAUGUUCUAGAUGGAUAAGAAGACGACGAUCAAUGACGGGUACUCCGAGGCAGACCAACUCAGUGCCCUCUGUUUCAACCAUGCAGAGCAUUGUAGGCAACACGGACGCAGAGUCUUUGGAGUGAUAUUUUCCUUUAAUGAUAUGUUGUCAAACUAAUCAUUGUCACAACAUAGUGAUGUUGUAAUAUCUACAAGUGAAUGGGAGGUAACAAGAACGGGUUUUAAACUCAGCUUUCAAGACAAACGUGUGGACAUUAAUCUGAAGAAGUUAUAAAAUGAAAAGCUUUCUGACAACAAUGUUGCUUGUGGAGCUGAUGACAGGAUGUGGUCAAGUCACGGGGACAUGCAGUCGAGGGGUUAACACCCCCGGGCUCAUGGCUGGUAGUAGACUCGUGGGGUCAGUCUACCUCGUGCUUCAGACCCUCACCCUACAGGACUGUGUGACGUCAUGUUUGCAGCAGUCUCGCUGCGUCAGCUUGAACUUCAAGGCGGGACAAUGCGAGCUCAACUACGACAACUCGACAACGGCUCCUUCUGGAAUGGUGGCUGCCUCUGGCUGGAACCAUGCAAGCGCGUCACAUAUGCCAUCGAGACUUGUCGGUAUUUGUGCGUCCAGGCCUUGCGGUGUGGACGAAACAUGUAGAGACAGGGACGGGAGCUAUGAAUGUCAACGAGAGGAGUUAUGCUACACGGCAUCAGCGCUCUAUCUCGGAACCCUGAACAUUACCAAGACUGGCCGGACAUGUCAGAGGUGGGACACUGACAUCCCACACGAUCGUGUGUAUUUUCCCAGGGGGAUGUCACGCGGGGACCCUGCCCUAGUUGACGAGCGCAACUUCUGUCGGAUGCCGGGGCACACAAUCCCGUGGUGUUAUACGGUGGACCCCAGCGUUCGUUGGGAGGAAUGUAACGUCCCUUUCUGUUGAGUGAGUAGGGGAGUAGGGUUUUAUGUCGCUUUUAGCAAUAUUCCAGCAAUGGUACGACGGGAAACAUCAGAAGGGGGGUUCUGCCAUUUUACCCAUGUGUGGAAUCAA